Messenger RNA from Periconia digitata, 514 nucleotides. Lineage: Eukaryota; Fungi; Ascomycota; Dothideomycetes; Pleosporales; Periconiaceae. The record is from the annotation of a GenBank genome assembly.
CCAGUACCAUGUGAGGUACCGCUUUCAUGUGCUUUUUCAAAAUUACUGUUCCCCGGGGAAGUCAAAUGCUCCUGCUCAUCAGUUGCACAAUUUCCAUUGCUGUCUUGCGCGAUACUUGAGCGGCUGCUGACCUGUAUUAGUGAUAAUCCCAGUCGUAUCAAAGUAUGAUACCCGAUCAUAAGGGGCCUCACGUACAAAAUAAGAAGGAACUCAUAUGCUGAUUUGCUCGAAAGACUGUUUGCCAGUCUAUCCCAUGACCGAAACCGGCUUUCGAACACACGAGGGCGAUAUCUUCACCGAUUCUAACUGGACUAGCCUUGUUCAACUUGACUGCCGGCUUCGAUUUAGACUUUCCAGUUCUAAGUGUCAGGGAUCGUCCUAUGGUUGUGUUUGGAAUCUCUACCAGAGUAAUGGCCGCAGGCGGGCCGCGGGCCAGCAUGCCAGCUCAUAUUGUGAUUGCCUGUUCAAAUGCUUGAUGGGGUUGUUCAGACCCUAUGUCGUUCCCGCGUAUUGA